AUAAAAAGGGAGAUGGCGCUAGAAUAAUAUUAGUAAAACGAAAUAUAUUUUAUUUGAUUUUUCGAAAAACUUAGUAUAUCCAAAAAAAUUUAUGUUUAAUAAUUUUUAUCUAUUUUAUAACAAAUUAUAUAUUUUAAAGUAUAAUUUACUUCGAAGAUGUUUGCAAUAGGAGUGGUGGUAUCAUGAAACCGUCCAUCAUUUCUCUAAUUAAAAAUUAUUCAAUUGAGAUGAUUUUUAUGUGAGGUUGUGAAUUAUUUAUUGUAACAAUGGAUCAAAAAGUCAUUGUGAAGAGAUUAAGAGGGCUGAUAGUAGCUUCAAAGUAUCCAAUGACAUUGAAGCAGCUAGAAAAUGAUUAUAGACUUAUAAUGGGCGAAGGUAUACCCUUCAGAGAUGUAGGAUACAAAUCAUUGGAGGAAUUUCUCAAGUCAGCACAGACUUUGAAGGUGUUUCGAAACAAUAAAGGAGAUAUUGUUGUAGAUGCUGAAACAAGUGCACAGUCUGCACAUAUUGUUGAAAUGGUACAAAAACAAAAGACACCAAAAAGACCACCGAGGCGCGUACAUUUCACGCAGAAGGCUUAUGCACCAACAAUAUGGAGACCAAAACAUUCAUCCAAAUCCAAGAAAAAAUAUACAGCAUCUUCUAGACUUGUAACAGUUUCACAUAACCAAUUUGUUAAUAAUCUGGAACUGGCUAAGUCUGUUGCAUCAAAACUAGUAAUUCCUGAACUUUCUAAUUAUUCAAAUACAAAUAACGACCGUCUACCACCAAGGUUGCAAAAACUGGUGAAUAUGAAUGGUAGAGCAAAAGCACAACAGUCGUUACAGGAAAAUGGGAUGAAAAACACGCACAAAGAAAUAGUGAAAUCUCUUUCAGAAGAAAAUUGCUCUCCCGGUGUUAGUAGAAGAAAGAAAAUUACUAAACUAAUGUCUGAAAUCAGUUUAGAAAGGGAUAGCGGCAACAGUAGCCCCGUUGGUGACAUAGUUCCCAUCACAUUUCAACCUAUAUUACCAAGCAAGGCCCCUGAUUUCGUCUGUACGGGAGAUAUCAAGACUGAUUUGAAAAAUUUCGUGGAGUUUCACAAAUUGGGUGAAAUUGAUGUUAGUGUCAAAAAUAUAUCCAAAAAAAUAAACAUAUUCACUUGCAAGAUCAAAAUCGGAAAUCAUCAAUUCACAAGUUACCCCGAGGAAUUCAAAAAUAGCCAUAAUGCAGAAAUGUAUUGUUACAAACAGGCCUUCAAAGAACUCACAGAAAAAUAUGGGAAAAGAAAAUCAUUAUUUUUAGCCAGCGAUAAAGAUAUACUCGAAAGAAUACCGAAAAUGCUUGAAAAACAUACAGGCGGUCUUUGGGAAUGGCAAGUUCGACAAGAUUACACAGAAAAAUAUAACGAACAACUACCGGCUGAUUGGUUGAAGAUUAUCGACAGCAGUCCGUGUAUUCACGUACAAAAAGUCGUGAAUACUUACACUUUGAAACAUUGUAAACCCGAAGAGAAAGGUCAAAUGUGGAUGAAAUCAAUGACCUUAACGGACGUAUCUGUACCAUCGAAUACCAUUGAAUUGAACGACGGUAAAUUAUAUGCGGAAGUCACUUUCUUAUUAUCCGCCAAUGAAAUAUGGUGUCGACAGGCUGCUACAGAAGCGAGUGAAAAUUACAUCAAUAUGGUAUCAAAAUUGGGGGAAUAUUAUAAUAAUAAUAAAGAAAGUUUACGUGCUCCUGUUGUUAACCGUAAUGGUUAUUACGUAGCCAGUUACGAGUAUGGAUGGUACAGGGUACGAGCAGUAGAAGUCGACGAAAAAACCGUUUUGUGUUUCUAUAUAGAUUUCGGCGAUGAAAUCGUUCUUCCCAUCGAUAAAAUUUAUCAAUUAAAAAGGGAAUUCGCCGUUUGUCAAGCGCAAGCUUUCGUAUGUCGUCUAGCUGGUUUAGAAGAUUUAUACGAAGUUUCUGUCGGUUCCGCCAUAUUACAAGGUCUUUUAUACAAAAACGUUUUAUUAGAAGUUGCCUCUGAUACUAUCGCUACAGACGAAAACGAUGUUAGCCUCCCUGUAUAUAUGUACGAUAUGGAAACUGGUGUAUGUCUAAAUAAAGAGUUGAUACCAAAAUUAACUCUAGAGUCUGCAGCGCCCAAUAUUUUAAGCGAUACGAUUACUGAGGUUUACGUCUCAAAUAUAGCCGCCAACGGUGACAUUUACAUACAGAUCCGUUCCCCGGGCUACGAAAAAUUAUUACAGCUACUUUCGAAUUUAGAAAAUCAAAUAGUCAGUAAUCCCCCAACGGAUAUUAUGCUGCCACUAACGAAAAGUACCAGUGCCAAUAAAAUUUACAUGGGAAAACAUAAUAUGAGUGGUCAUUGGUACAGGGUGAAAAUAAUCGAUUGGUCGCCAAAGGAAGAUAUGGCUCAGAUAUACUACAUAGAUUACGGAACUACGGACGUAAUCAAAGUAAAAGAAACUGCGCUCUAUCCUUUAGAAAAACUCGAUGAUAUUGUCAACAUGUAUCCUCCUCAAGCUGUCAAGACGAGAAUGUUAUUGGAUGAUAUACCAACAGAUUUCUUAGCUGCUGCGAAAAAAGUUUUACCCAUAGAGGAAUCAAUAAUUAUUAAAGUGAUAAAAUAUAAUUCGGAAAACGUACCUUUAGUGGAGUUUUUCAGUAGAACAACCGAAGGUGGACUUUUCUGUAUAAACAAAUCCAUUAUAAUGGAAAAUGAGAUUAAAAGAAGUGAUGAUAGCAUUGCCAAAUCUAACAGAAAAAUUCCCAAUGGGGAAGUACCGUACAAAAACGUACCAUCAACUGGUAAAUUGAAAUGCCCACCUUUACCUGAAAUAAACGAGACUUUCGAAGUACAUGUACCUUUUGCGGUGAAUCCUUACAAUUUCUUUAUACAACCGUUAGAAUCUCGACCGAAAUUACAUAAAAUGAUGCAACAGUUACAGGAAAGGUACAAAGAAGUAUUGUACAGUCCUUUAACUAUUGAUCAAAUCACACCUGGAAAUAUAUAUGCUUCGAAAUUUGAUGAUGGAAACUGGUACAGGACCAGUGUUAUAAAAGUGAUAAACGAUGGAUCUAUAUCAGUAUUUUACUGUGAUUUUGGAUAUUAUGCAAAUCUGACUGUACAACAAUUAAUUCCUUUAGAUGUAGAAUACCUAGAGUUACCCUAUCAAGCACUCAAAGCCAGACUAUCAGAUAUUAGACCGAAGGAUUCGAAUUGGACUAUGGAACACUGUGAUGAAUUUAAAGAAAUGGUGGAAAGGAAACAUUUCUAUUCGUUAUUGUUAAACAUAGCCAAAGAUGAAUUGUACGAUUCAGAUUUGGUUUUAGAUCUUUUGCUCAUAGAUACUUCAUCGGAAGAAGAAGAUAUUUACAUUGGAACUGAAUUAAUCAAUAGAGGUAUAGCCGUCGAAGGUGAAAAAGGAAAAUAAUAUUAUUUUGAAUAGUUCUUUAUAUACAUAUUUAUAUACAAAUUAUUUAUUUCCAAAGCACACAUGUGUGCGAUUUAUAAUUACCACAGAAAUGCAACUACUCUAUACCGUUAUUUUUUGAUAGAUGUAGUUCUAAGACAUGUAGAUUCACCCCCAUAACAGGAUUGUACCUUAAUUGUGCUACAACUGUCUCAAGCCAUUUCUGGUGAGGAUUUUUUGUAGUUUUAAUCCAUAUCGAAGGUAGCUGUUUUAGAAAUGGAUGCACUAGUUUUGCGAUCAAAUAUUAAUGCUGGGGAAGAUGAAUGUUCGAUAUUUUACUAUCUUCGUUUUUUAUAUUUUAUAACACAAUUUGUUUCUUUGCUUAAUAAAUACAUAUAUAGAUGUGAGAAUAAUAAAAUAUUGUUAAAUAACAAUUUGUCUAGGUCAGAUUAUUUGUUGGUAAAAAAAAUUUUUUUCCAAAGAUGGUUAAAGCGAGACGUCGCAUUCAUAUUGGUAACCAAAAUUUAGUGAAAACUGAAACAUUAUUUUCGAUGGAAAUGUUUAUUUUUUUAAGCUUUUUUAUAGAAGUUUUUUAUGUUGUUUUGUUGAAAAAAAUAUAGUAUAUUGACUGAAUUAUUUCAAGCAAUACUUUGGAAAAUUUCCUUUGAUAGUUGUAUUAAAAUAUUUUUAAUAAAUGUUGAUUUAUGUUUC
Molecule: messenger RNA, 4109 nt
Organism: Diorhabda sublineata
Lineage: Eukaryota; Metazoa; Arthropoda; Insecta; Coleoptera; Chrysomelidae
Product: tudor domain-containing protein 7A-like
Exons: 19
Coding region: 267-3419 (1050 amino acids)
Biological process (GO): spermatogenesis
Source: RefSeq, a predicted model, not a curated record